CGUGGGCCAGGACCUCGCCAGGCUCGCUUCGGCGCAGCCCCACACAGCCGAGGGCGGCCUGGCCGUGCGGAUCGAGCUGACGGCCAGCUCCAUCGAGCGGUGGCCGCACGCGGACGUGCCGCUCGAGUCGCUCUCCACGCUGAAGCAGGAAGAGGCCGCGCUCGCGGAGGCCCGCAGCGCGUACCACCGGGGCGAGCCCGUGGUCUCGGACGAGGAGUACGACAAGCUCCGGGAGGCCGUGCGGGUGUCGGCUCGGCGCAAGGCUCGCGCGGUUUUCGGCAGCCUUGCCGGUUGCUGCGAGCGCCGCGCUGCAGAUCUUGUCCUGCCACUAAGAGAAGGAAAAGGUACCCAUACCUCUACCCCUUCGUCCGUUUUCACCUUUUUGGGCCUCCUCGGAGGCCCUCGCUGCCACCGCUGGAUUCGCCUGGAAAUUCUGGUCAGAACGCACCCCCGGAGAGGUCCGGGGAGUAGCGGUAUCGGCACUGUUUGGUUUCCCCAGCAGAUUGCCGUGCCACACUGGCCGCCACCGCGAGCGGCACGAUUCAGAUUGGCGUCUCAUCCAGCAGCGCAGCCCCCAGUGCUUGCUUGGCUUGCCG
Molecule: messenger RNA, 596 nt
Organism: Prorocentrum cordatum
Lineage: Eukaryota; Dinophyceae; Prorocentrales; Prorocentraceae
Source: the annotation of a GenBank genome assembly